This is a messenger RNA of Desarmillaria tabescens, 1455 nucleotides long. RefSeq lists its product as uncharacterized. Lineage: Eukaryota; Fungi; Basidiomycota; Agaricomycetes; Agaricales; Physalacriaceae. Gene Ontology annotation, biological process: regulation of response to endoplasmic reticulum stress; membrane protein intracellular domain proteolysis. The record is from RefSeq and is a predicted model, not a curated record. The coding region runs from base 1 to 1455 and encodes 484 amino acids. Gene Ontology annotation, cellular component: cytoplasm; membrane. Gene Ontology annotation, molecular function: metalloendopeptidase activity. The transcript is spliced from 6 exons.
AUGUUAGCUCUCCCCCUCAUCUUGCUCUUACUCUUCUGGACCGCCAUUCAUGCAAUAGUUCGUUCCUUGAACUCAGAAAAGGGUUCGCUGCUGCCUACUGAGCUGCGCAGCUCACGGCCGAGUAGGAAGCUGCGAGGCGGUACCCAUGUCACUGCACGGUAUUUUCACCUGAAGAUCGAAUCGUCGGCCUGGAACCGAUACCACGAUAGUCUCAUCGGCAAACUAGUAUCCAGACGAUUUCAACGGUCAAGCAGAGCUUUGGGAUAUUUCUAUGAUGCUGGGGUCGCGUUUGGGGUCCUGGGAAUGUUAUGUGCUAUAGGAUUGUUGCUUUGGACCUGCGCAAAUCUUUUCACGGAAACGUUUCUUCGUGACUCCGUCGUAGAAGUGCAUCGUGUCGUUAAGAGGGACAAGCAGGAGGCUUCUCGUAUUGAUGUAAGGGGAUCAGGGAGUUUCGUCCAAGCUAUAAUUCCCGGUGUGACCGUUCCUUUCAGUCAUAUCACACCCAUAUUGCUUGCGAUAUUUUUGACCCAAGUGAUUCAUGAGGUUGGACACGCAGUCUCUGGUGCACUCGAAUCUGUCCCCAUUGAUUCGGUUGGCACAGCACUAACCCUAAUCAUUCCUUCUGCAUUCGUGUCCUUUCCUGGUUCAUACCUCGAGACACUGAAGCCGGCAUCAAGAGCUAGGAUCAUCGCCGCUGGCCCGUGGCACAACGCCGUUUUUUGGAUCAUUCUGGUUUUCUUGGGAUGGCUCCGGCUGAGCUACUAUUCACUAACGUUGUUCGCCUAUGAAGAUGUAUCAGGACUCGGUAGAGUUGUUUUGGACGUGGAAAGUGGUACAGUUUUGGAUGAAUACCUUCCCAAAGGGUCUAUCAUUACCCAGCUAGACGAUAUGCGCGUCAAUGGAACUGAUGAUGUUUGGAGUACCUACCUAGCUGCGUCACAGCCCGCCACUUCAGACGGGUGGUGUGUUGACAAGGACACCUUUUUUGAGAGUCCUAGGUCAUGUUGUUUAGAAAGAGUUGCGGUAUCGCUGCUUUCCUGCUUUACCACCGACAGUGAUACGAGCUGUCUAGACGCUGUCCCGCUUCUAACGAAACCCAAAGAAAGUGUACGAUGCGGCUCUAUCUCAAGUUGUGAAGGGAACAUGAUAUGUGUCCGACCAACCGAAUCAGCUCAGCUGCUGCGUAUCUCAGUCCGACUACCUGGCCAGGAGGACGACGAAAUCAUAUUGUGGCGUGGGCCCAAGAAAGAAGUCUUGCAGCAAGGUGAGAGCAAUGAAGCGGAGGCACUGCAGCACAUUCAUUGCUAUACCUCCAGUGCAACUUGGAAUACUGAGGCCUCGGCUCAGUUUGUUCCCGCUAUGGCUCCCCUCGAUACUAUUCGUGUUGGAAGGGUAUCUCAAGAUGGCUACGUUCUCACUAUAUCUCUUCAAUCUACUUCCAUUGCCCUACCUUGA